GUCUCUAAGGGCACUUAGUUCAUCACUGUACAUUUGAGACUAUCACAUCAGCUGGGACCCAGACAGGAGGAACGGUGAAACCUUGGACUGCAGAUCUGGACUGUACCUGAUUGAAGAGGUCAUCACUGAGACAUCAACAUGUCAGGUGUGGAUGCUAAUUUCACCUUCACCACCACCACCGCACUGGAUUAUUCAAGUUACUUUGAUUAUGAAGAGGAGGCGGCUCCCUGUGAAUUUAGCAGUCUUAGUAGCCAGGACUUUGUGAUCACUAUCUACUGUUUGGUUUUCAUCCUGGGCUUCAUUGGUAAUGGCCUCGUGGUGUGUGUCCUGGUGAAGCAUCGCGGUCACAAGACCAGCAUGACAGACAUGUGGCUCUUCAACUUGGCCUUCUCCGACCUCAUCUUUGUUCUCACGCUGCCUUUCUAUUCCCACCAAGUCAAUGUCGGCUACUGGCCUUUUGGAGAUUUCAUGUGCCGUUUCCUCUCAUGGUCCCACCACUCCGGCUUCUUUAGCAGCAUCUUCAUCAUGGUUGUCAUGACGCUGUACCGCUAUCAGGUCAUCAUGCAUCCUCACAGUGUGACACGACAUUGUACAAUGAGGGCAGGCAUGGCUGUAACCUUGUUUGUUUGGAUGCUGAGUUUGUGCAUCUCUCUUCCACAGUUAAUUUUGUCAAAGGUCACAAAUGAAUCUAAUGGGCUGCAAUGUGACUACUCCCUGGACAAUAAAGUUUGGCAAUAUUAUGAGCUAUUCACGACAAAUGUUUUGGGUCUAAUAAUUCCCUUGUUGGUGAUGGUAGCUUGCUACUCAAGAAUUAUUCCCAGACUAGUGAAAAUGAAGACUGCGAAAAGGCAACGUAUUGUUAAGCUAAUUAUGGCUAUUGUGACGGCCUUCUUCUUGUUCUGGACACCAUACAACAUUUCCCGUUUCUUGAGGUUUUUGCAGUACAAUAGUACAAUACCAGAUGACUGCAGCUGGGACAACAACUUGAAGCUGUCAAUAACGGUGACUGAGACUUUCGCUUACACUCACUGCUGCCUGAACCCCAUCAUUUAUGCCUUUGUGGGACAGAAUUUUAUGAAAAGAGCCUUGCGGCUGCUGAAAGGCUGGAGGAAUGCCUCCGGCAGCGAAUGGUCAGGAGGUUCAACCAGGAACAGCUCAGUUGUGUCCAAGGCCUCCGUUGUCUCCUCUACUGUUAUCAUGUAGGAAGUAAAAGGUGGAAAUGAUGUCACCUGAACAUCCCCUGUAGAGACUCUCAUCCUUUCAGCCUCGCAGACCAACCCUCUCCCUUAUUCAGUCAUUUUAGUUGUUUUUUUUUUCCACUUUCCACCUAAUAACAUUUAAACCAUCAGUGUUAUAUCUUUAAAAGCACUCUCCACCUCCACUUUCAUCUUUUUGAUUUCAUUGUUCCUUUGAAUUUGCAACAGUGUUUUGUUUUGUGCUUUCCACUCUUUUACCUGCUGUUAGGAAACUUUUAAUCUAACAGCUUAUAACCAUAAACCAUAAAAUUUGUUUGUUGUUUGCCUGUAAAUUCAACCUUUUUUUUUUUUUUUUUGUCUUUACACAAUAAUUUGUGAAACUGCAUGUUUGCCUUAUGGAAAAAUGAGUUUUGAAUUUUUUAUGUGAAGCUAGCUUUGCACAUCCAAAAGUAAUGAUUCAUCAUUGGUUUCAUUCUGUUGAUGUGCACCAGAUUUUCCAUUGUUGUUUUAUGCAUCACAUUUGUAUAAAUGUACAUUAUGCUGCACACCUCUUUUUAAUUUUACAGUCUUUAUAGAUAUUUGCACAAAGUCCAUAAUAUGGCUUAAUGUUUAAUGCGCAUUUGUCAAACUCUGUCUUUUAUUAUUAUUUUUUUUUAUUAUUUUCUGUCUGCUGUAUCAUCCAAUGUGAUUUUAUAUUAAAAAAUGAUUUUGU
This is a messenger RNA of Melanotaenia boesemani (Boeseman's rainbowfish), 1908 nucleotides long. Its product is annotated as C-C chemokine receptor type 4-like. Gene Ontology annotation, molecular function: chemokine receptor activity. Lineage: Eukaryota; Metazoa; Chordata; Actinopteri; Atheriniformes; Melanotaeniidae. The record is from RefSeq and is a predicted model, not a curated record. The transcript has 3 exons. Gene Ontology annotation, biological process: chemotaxis; immune response; G protein-coupled receptor signaling pathway. Gene Ontology annotation, cellular component: membrane. Bases 139 to 1203 code for a protein of 354 amino acids.